Oncorhynchus mykiss (rainbow trout) is the source of this 2123-nucleotide messenger RNA. Lineage: Eukaryota; Metazoa; Chordata; Actinopteri; Salmoniformes; Salmonidae. The record is from RefSeq and is a predicted model, not a curated record.
UGUGACCAUCCUCUAUCUAGUUUUCAAACCAAAUACAAUUCUACAGGAUUUUUCUGAUGUAAGAUUAGUCUACAUGAGACGUUUGUUUGUCAGGACUUAAAUCCAGUUUUGAUAUUUAAAAGGACGUUUGAUUGCGCUGGUCUAACUGUUCUUUAUCUGAACGCCGUGACGAAGUAACUACCGUACACAUUUAGUUUCAUGUUUUUUAUUUUAAGAAACGUUGAAGAAAUAAUUGCUUCCACGAUGGAUCGGAGAGGUGUUUAUCUCUGUCGGUGCGGCGCAUGAAGAAGCCCGGUGGCUGAACCGACUCUGACAACAUAUCCCAAGAGAGCUAUGUUUCCUUGAAACAGAAUGUUACCAUCUCUGAUGUCCCUCUGGAAGGCAACUGGACAUUGGCGAGUAGUAUACUCGGAAACGGUGGGCAAAGUGCACGCCUACGGCGCCUGACCAGGAGGCCGCUCAGUCCGCCUUUUCUGCGGCAACAUUGUUUUGGGUCGGCUUCUGGGAUUAGAUCCACUGUCCUGGGUGGUGGUCCGAACUAAGGAUCCGCUUCGGGAAAGUCGUAUUCCUGGUCGUAAUGUUGGACAGAGCUAGUCCGUCCCCCUCCAACCUGUCGGAGUCCCCUGGUCACAACUCUCCUGGUAGCGCCUUACUGCUGGGUCUGAAGAGGGUGUCUGUGCGGCUGGUCGACUGCAGGAAAACACCAGGGCAGAGUGGAGCUGUGAGUAAAGGACACGAGGAGGGAGAUGGAGAUCUGAUUUCAUCAAGGGACUCUCCUAACCGUCGCUCUCUCAGUGGGAGGGACUUAUCAUCUGGGGAGCUUCAACAACAACAUGUUGCUGACGAGGCAGAGAAGAGUGUCUCCCAAUCAGAACACCUCAAACACCAGCACAGACGUACAGGGAAGAAAUCUCACCACAGCUGCUCUGACUGUGGGAAGAGUUUCACUACACGGAGGUCCUUCAUAAUUCACCUGCGUAUUCACACCGGAGAGAAGCCUUAUCACUGUGAUCAGUGUGGGAAGUUCUUUGCUCGAGCUUCCAACCUGACUACACACCAGCGAACACACACAGGAGAAAAGCCUUACAGUUGUGAUCAUUGUGGGAAGAGUUUUGCUGCAUAUAACACCUUUAAAUAUCAUCUGAGAAUUUAUGAAGGGGAGAAGCCUUACCCCUGCCUUGAUUGUGGGAAAAACUUUGUUAAUGCAGGAGCCCUAACCAUACACCAGCGUGUACACACAGGAGAGAAGCCUUAUAGCUGUGAUCAGUGUGGGAAGAGCUUUGCUGUAGCUUCCACCCUGAUUAGACACCAGCGCAUACACACUGGAGAGAAGCCAUAUAGCUGUGAUCAGUGUGGAAAGAGCUUUGCUGUAUCAGAUAAACUAACUAUACACCAGCGCAUACACACAGGAGAGAAGCCUUAUAGCUGUGAUCAGUGUGGAAAGUGCUUUGCUUUAGCUUCCACCCUGAAUAAACACCAGCGCAUACACACUGGAGAGAAGCCAUAUAGCUGUGAUCAGUGUGGAAAGAGCUUUGCUCGAGUUUCCACCCUGACUAUACACCAUCGAACACACACUGGAGAAAAGCCUUAUAGCUGUGAUCAGUGUGGAAAGAGCUUUGCUUUAGCUUCCACCCUGACUGCACACCAGCGAACACACACUGGAGAAAAGCCUUAUAGCUGUGAUCAUUGUGGAAAGAUCUUUGCUGAGUCAGGGACCCUGAAUACACACCAGCGAACACACACUGGAGAGAAGCCUUAUAGCUGUGAUCAGUGUGGAAAGAGCUUUGCUGAGUCAGGGACCCUAGUUUCACACCAGCGAACACACACUGGAGAGAAACCCUAUGUCUGUCUAUGUGGAGAGAGCUUUGCUCGUUUAGGGCAAAUGAAAAAACACCAGAAAGCUCAAAUUUGCCAUACUUCAUCUCCCUCCUAUCCGGACUGUUCCAGAUCCCUAAAUAAAGGAUCAAUAGAAAACAUCUAGUGAACAGUCAUAUCCAUCUCCCAUUCUUAAACAGUUGCCUCAGUCUGAUCACCAUGGUAACCUCUGUGCAGCAUAAUAUGCAGCUCUGAUCUAGGAUCAGGUCUCCCCUGUGUCUAUGUAAUAUCACACAUUGAUCUAAAUG